Apis laboriosa (Himalayan honeybee) is the source of this 2344-nucleotide messenger RNA. Its product is annotated as condensin complex subunit 2-like. Gene Ontology annotation, cellular component: condensin complex. Gene Ontology annotation, biological process: mitotic chromosome condensation. NCBI's taxonomy places the organism in Eukaryota, Metazoa, Arthropoda, Insecta, Hymenoptera, Apidae. The transcript has 2 exons. The coding region runs from base 196 to 2241 and encodes 681 amino acids. The record is from RefSeq and is a predicted model, not a curated record. Gene Ontology annotation, molecular function: chromatin binding.
UUUGAAUUGUAUCAUUAUUUAAUAUAUAAUAUUAAUAAUUCUUAAUGAUUAAGACAUUGUUUUAUAGCAUACAUUUAAUGUUCUUUUUUUAAUCAUUAACAAUUAAAAGAUACGAAUUUAUUAACAAUAUAUUUCUAUAUAUUAAAGGAACAUAUAUAAGAAAUCUUGGUUUGAUAUAAAAUUUUAAGCAGUAAAAUGGCAACUCGUAAGAGUAUGUCAUGUAGAUUAAUAGAUUCUACUAUACAUUCCUCUCCAGUUUCUUCAUCUCCAUUGAGGCGAAAGUCUAUACUUCCACAAAAAUUAAAUAAUUUUGCUUUAUCAGAAAAUGAUGAUGAAGCAGAACGUUUGGCCCGUCGCAGAGAAAUUACUGACACUUCAACAGCAACAAUAACUUCUACAAAUUCAAAUGAUAAAAGACGUUCCUUAGGACUUAGUUUCCUAGUAAAUAUGCCACCUUCUCAAAUGGCAGAACGUAUAUCUCAAUGCAUAAAGCUUGGUACAGAAAAUAAAAUUAAUCCAAAAAAUGCAUUUAGUUUAGAAAUGAUUGAUUUUAUGACAUAUAUGAUUAAGAAAAAAGAUGCAAACAUGUCUAAUUUGCAAGUAGCUACUACAUCUUUAGAUGUAAGCACUAAAAUUUAUGGAUUUCGUGUUGAUGGUGUACAUAUGGAUAUACUUAAAAUGAUUGCUGGAAUAGAUAAACAAAACAAAUAUAAUGAAAAUCAAAAUAAUAUAGAAAAAAUGAAUUUUCAGGAAGUAGAAGAAAAUAAUUUUGAUAGACAAAAACAAGAGAGAAAAAAAAAAAAAAAAAAUAAACAAAAAAUAUUUGCUACUGUAGAUACUUUGAAAAUAAAUAUUGAAACUGAGAAACCUUCAUUAAUAACAAUAGAAGCAGAUUUACAAACCACAGAUAUGUUAUAUCAAGUAAUGUUACCAAAUCAUGCAAAUUCAAAGUUUUAUCCACACCCAUAUAAUGAUAUUUUAAUAGACACAGUAAAUAAUAAAGAUAUUCGAGAUAAAAAUACAGUAUAUAAUAUUCCAAAAAUAGCAAAUUUUUCACAUAUGGAAAUCUGUCCUCCUUUAUUUUAUUUUGAUUUUCAUAGUUGGAAUGCAGAUGAUGAAUUAGAAAAAAUUCAAUCAGAACAAAGUAAUGAAAAUAGAUUUCAGUUUGAUCUUAAUGCAAGUUUAUCCAAUGAAGAUGAAUGUAUAUCUACUGGUAUGAAUUAUUUUGAUAUUGAAAUUACAGAAGAGGAACAUAUAGAUAGAUGUGUUAUGAUAUCUAACCAGGUAGAAAAUAUUGUAGAUUUUCGUGAAGUUUUAACCAAGACAAUGUCAUUAAAAGAUUCAGAAUAUUCAUUUAUUCAAACAAAUUUAAAUAUACAUUGGGCUGGUCCAUCUCAUUGGAAAGUAACAAAUUUUAAAAAAGCUCUAUUUAGUAAUAAUGCAGAGACGCAACAUUAUCAAUCUAAAGUAAAAAAAAAAAAUAAAGAAAUAGAACUAUGUUAUGAUGAUGAAACAAUUGAAAGAGUAUGUGCUAAAUUUUUACCAAGUCAAUCAAUUAAACUACAUGCUAGAACUGCUAAAAUUGAAUGGAAUGAAGAAAUAUUAACCUUACCUCCUGACAAACAUUAUAAUAUCAAACAAGCUAGUAAAUUGUAUCUUCAUACAACAAUAUUUAAAAAUUCAGAAAAUAUAAAUGAUAUCAAUACUAUUUCUUUAAUUAAUGACAUGGAAAAUUAUAAUCAUAUAAAUGAAAAUGAUAUAUUAAAUUAUUCUAAUAAUUAUCAGGAAUAUCAAGAAAAUGAAAAUAACAUGAUUAAUAAUGAUAUACAAUCUCAAGAUGAAUAUAUAUCAGAAACACAGAUGCCUUUUACUGGAAACAAUCUAGUUGCUGCACCAAAACUUACAAACAAAUUAUCUAUUACAUAUUGUAUACAUCCAAAAAGAAUUGAUAUGAAACAAUUAAAAUAUUCUAUUUGGGAAUGUUUAAAAUGUAAAAAUGAUAAGAAUAUUCAAGAAACAAUAACUAAAAAAGCAAUGCAACAAGAUACUAACACUAAAAUGAAUGAUAAUAAACUUUUCAGUGAAAUUUAUAAGAGAUUACCAAAUAUAUUAACUAAAACUAAUAUUGAAGCUCUAAGUUUUCCAAUUUCUUUUGUAUCUCUAUUACAUUUAGCAAACGAAAAAACAUUAAAAAUAAAUUCUUCUUCUGACAUGUCAGAUCUUAUCAUACAACAAGAUUAAAUAUAAUUUAUCAAAUUAUAAAUAAUUAUAAACAAUUAUAAUAUAUAAUAAAUAAAAUAUACUUAAUAUUUAAAGAAUAAAAUAUAUUAUACUUUAAUAUAAG